AUGUCGAACAACCAAGAACCCAGCCACGAUGAGAGUUUGAGCAACCUGCCUGCGGGCAUGACAGACGUUGAACUCGGUGGUCAAAAAGGCCUCCUCUCCCCCCUCGGCGACCCUCUAGGCAACGCCCUCAACAAAGGUCUUUCUCCCGUUGGCACAGCAGUUGGUGGACUUACGAAUGGAGGAUACACGAAGAGCAAGGAGAUGGAUAAGCCAAAGGAGGAGGAGAAGAGUAUUGGUGGGAAAGAACAGACUGGACAGAACCCUUUGGGCCUGUGA
This is a messenger RNA of Aureobasidium subglaciale EXF-2481, 276 nucleotides long. RefSeq lists its product as uncharacterized. The transcript has 2 exons. NCBI's taxonomy places the organism in Eukaryota, Fungi, Ascomycota, Dothideomycetes, Dothideales, Saccotheciaceae. The record is from RefSeq and is a predicted model, not a curated record. Bases 1 to 276 code for a protein of 91 amino acids.